AUGGUGCCCAAUGGCAACAACGACAACAACAACACCGCCAAGGACUACCGUGACCCUCCCCCGGCGCCGCUCAUCAACGCCGGCGAGCUGGGCAAAUGGUCGCUCUGGCGCGCCGUCAUUGCCGAGUUCACCGCCACGCUCCUCUUCGUCUACGUGACCGUGGCCACAGUCAUCGGCCACAAGCGCCAGACCGACGGCACCGUCGGCUGCGGCGGCGCCGGCAUCCUCGGCAUCGCGUGGGCCUUCGGCGGCAUGAUCUUCGUCCUCGUCUACUGCACCGCCGGCGUCUCCGGCGGCCACAUCAACCCGGCCGUCACCUUCGGCCUCCUCCUCGCCCGCAAGGUCUCCCUGGUCCGCGCGCUGCUCUACAUGGUCGGGCAGUGCCUCGGCGCCAUGUGCGGCGCCGGCCUCGUCAGGGCCGUGCACGGCGCCCAGUACGCGCGCCACGGCGGCGGCGCCAACGAGCUCGCGCCGGGAUACUCCAAGGGCGCCGGGCUCGCCGCCGAGAUCAUCGGCACCUUCGUGCUCGUUUACACCGUCUUCGCCGCCACCGACCCGAAGCGCAAGGCGCGGGACUCCCACGUGCCCGUGCUGGCGCCGCUGCCCAUCGGGUUCGCCGUGCUCAUCGUGCACCUCGCCACCAUCCCCAUCACCGGCACCGGCAUCAACCCGGCCAGGAGCCUCGGCCCCGCCGUGGUGUACAACAACAAGAAGGCGUGGGACCAGCAGUGGAUCUUCUGGGUGGGGCCCUUCAUCGGGGCCGCCGUGGCCAUGGUGUACCACCAGUACAUCAUCAGGGGCGGGGCCGGCAAGGCCUUGGCGUCCUUCCGCCACAACUACAUCUCUACAGCCUAA
Messenger RNA from Triticum turgidum subsp. durum (durum wheat), 855 nucleotides. The record is from the annotation of a GenBank genome assembly. Lineage: Eukaryota; Viridiplantae; Streptophyta; Magnoliopsida; Poales; Poaceae.